AAAAUGGAAGCAACCGAAAAACAGACUUCUUUAUUAUUAAAAACAAUUUCUAAUAAAAAAGAAACGAAUAAACCUUCUAGUCAAUUUCGCCCAUUUCUCUCAUAUAAAAACUUUAAAAAAAUUUCUCAAGAAAAAUUGGACAGUUUUGAAGGAGAAGAAAAUAUUCUAAACGAAAAUAUCAGCCUAACAUCUACUUAUUCAAUUACUCAAUUUUUGAAGAACAUUGGAGGAGGGCAUUCCCUUUGCAGAAUUCUUAAACAAUUUUCAGAUGGCCGUAUUUGGAUCGAAAUUGGGGGACAUGAAUUAUUAUUAAUGCAAACAGUUAAUGUAAAUACAGAAAUGUUGGAAGGAGAGAAAGAAAUUCCUCUACAUUCCCCUCAAUCAACAUUUCCAACUGGAAAUAUAUCAUCUUCAACUUCCCCACAUUCUCCACACUCUCACUUAACAAAUUGUAUUUUUGCAAAUAACAAAAGUUAUUCUUCAAUGAUUCGCCCUUCAAGUUUGGGUGGCUACCCAGAAAGAAUGCCCUUUUCUUCAUUUAUCCGCUCAUUUAUAUGUUUAUUGAAGAACAAAGAAUUUAUCGAAAAAAAUUCUGAAGAAAAGGAAGAGAAUAUUAAUAAUAAUUCAAUUAAUGAUCGAGAAAAUGUCAGAAGGAUAUUAAAAAGGGCAGGUAUUGCAGAGCAUCGUUACAGGCUUGGAUUGUCACAGAUUUUGUUACAAAGAGAACUCCUCGAGGAGUUAGAGCACAAACGUUCUGUUGUACUCCUACCUGUUUUGAGUAUAUUUCAGGUGGAUAAUAUAUCUUAA
Molecule: messenger RNA, 807 nt
Organism: Meloidogyne enterolobii
Lineage: Eukaryota; Metazoa; Nematoda; Chromadorea; Rhabditida; Meloidogynidae
Source: the annotation of a GenBank genome assembly